UUUUUACUGUCUAGUCUCAAGAUGGCAGAAUUAUUUAUGGAAUGUGAAGAAGAGGAGCUAGAACCAUGGCAAAAGAGAGUGAAAGAAGUGGAGGAGGAUGAUGAUGAUGAUGAUGAGCCAAUCUUUGUUGGGGAAAUCUCAGGCUCGAAGCCAGCUAGUACAUCUAUGGAAGAAUGACCUCAGUUCUUCUCUGGCUUAUAUAUUGAACAGAGUCAACCUCAGCUCAUCACGAAGGGGGAUACAGAAUGGUGCACCCAGUAGAGGUACAGUUACUACAUUCAAGCCUGACAGCCACCAUUACGUGACACCUGCCUCCAGCCCCGGUGCCAUGCCUGUUUCAUCAGUCUUUCAGUCUGUAUCCAGACCUACAACUAGCUUGGUAGCAGUUCAGCCAUUAUCUAUACCAGUGAAUGUUUCAGGAACUUCACCAACGCUGCAGAGACCACUUGCUGGAACUUUGUCAACACAGCAGAUGCCUGGGGCAAGUUCUGGAGUAUCCCAGCCGGUUAGCAGACCUGUAACCAUUCCGGUGACGACACAGCCAGCAUCACGAAAUGCCACCGUCCCUGUAGUGGCUCAGCCUGUAUCCAGGCCGGUGACUACUGUAACAGCACAGCCUGUAAUACUCAAUCAGGAUUAUAUUAUGGAUUCUCCACCAGCUGCACCAGAUAAUACAUCUGGUAUACUGUUUGGUGUGAGACAGAACUCUGGAGUUCCACAGUACCAGACUGGGCCAGCAGUGAAUGUAACAGGUCUGAAUGAGAGUGUUUUUGUAUCUAAGCGUCCUGCUACUUCUGAAGGAAACACUGUAACUCCAAAAAAGGCCAAGUCUAAUGAGGUUGGUGCUGGAAGCAAUUCAGAUGUUUCACCUACAGUUAACUCUCCAACAGUAACACCAUCACAAAAUGUAUCUUCAAAAGGUACAAAUGUUGCAUCAAGCACCAUUAAAAAUGGAGGACCGUUUCCACGAGCUUGUCCAAAGUGCAAUAUUCAUUUCAAUCUUAUGGAUCCUCUAAAAAAUCAUAUGAAGUAUUGUUGUCCAGAUAUGGUAAAUAACUUUUUCCUGGGAAUGGUCAAAACAGAAUGUUCAAGCACAACAAGCAAGACUGCUGAAUCUGAGAAAGGAAAAUUGAUUAUGUUAGUUAAUGACUUUUAUUAUGGGAAACAUGAAGGUGACACCCAGCAAGUACAACAGGAGCAGAAGACUCAUACGACAUUUAAGUGCUUCAGUUGUUUGAAAGUUCUUAAAAAUAACAUAAGGUUUAUGAACCACAUGAAACAUCACUUGGAGCUUGAGAAGCAGAGCAGUGAAAGCUGGGAAAGCCACACCACCUGCCAGCACUGUUACCGGCAGUUUCCCACCCCCUUCCAGCUGCAGUGCCACAUUGAAAGUACACACACGCCUUACGAGUCAUCUACAAUUUGUAAAAUCUGCGAAUUAUCCUUUGAAACAGAGCAAGUUCUUUUGCAACACAUGAAGGACAAUCAUAAGCCAGGUGAAAUGCCGUAUGUUUGCCAGGUAUGCAACUACAGAUCCUCAGCUUUUUCAGAUGUAGAAACACAUUUUAGAACAGUUCAUGAAAAUACGAAACACUUGCUAUGCCCAUUUUGCCUCAAAGUAAUUAAAAUUGGAGCACCAUAUAUGCAUCAUUACAUGAGACAUCAGAAAAAAGGAAUAUAUCGUUGCACUAAGUGCAGACUGCAAUUUUUGACAUGCAAAGAAAAAAUGGAUCACAAGACUCAGCAUCACCGAACAUUUAGGAAACCCAAACAGUUAGAAGGAUUGCCUCCUGGAACAAAGGUGACUAUUCGAGCAUCUAUUGGAUCUCUUCAAUCAGGAUCAUCAGCUACAUCUUCUGUUAGUACGAGCACUUCCACGUUUCAGUUAUCACCUAAAGCUAAAAAUACAACCACUAAAAAUCAUAACAAAUCUAAUACAAAUAAGUCAAAAGCUAAAUCAAAAUCAACUACAUCAAGAAAGCAAAAUGCAUGGACCAACAGCAAAAAAAAAAAAGAAGUUACAAAUACAGCAUUGCAUAAUUUAAGGUAUCGUUUGGGAGCUCACAAAUGUAUUGAGUGUUACUCAGAAAUAAAAGAUUUUGCAAGCCAUUUUCCUGCUUACGUCCACUGUAGCUUAUGCAGAUACAACACUAGCUGUAGCAAAGCCUAUGUGAAUCACAUGAUGAGUUUUCACAGUGCUCGUCCAAGUAAAAGAUUUUGGAUCUAUAAGAAGCAUUCAGAAGAGCUACGAGGUGUGACUGUAGUGUGUCUUAACUGUGAUUUCCUGACUGAUGUUUCUGGCUUAGACAGCAUGGCCACACAUCUGAGUGAAAGCCACUCUCAUACUUGUCAAGUUGUUAUAGAGAAAGUUUCUGUAGAUAUCCCAACUGCUGAACAAGUAUCUGAGUUAAAGACCGAAAUCUCCAUUAGAGAGAGAGAAGCUAAGUUGGAGAAAAUUUCAAGACCUAGUUUAUCUGAAGGAAAAACAGAAACACCAACUUUUGAAAGCAAACAGCAUGACUCUUCAGAUGAAACAAAAGAAAGCAAUAGAAAUCAAACUAAAAAAGUUGCGUCAGUUGAAAAGAAUGAAGAAAACUCACCACUGUCAAACACAGAAAAUGUUCCUAGUUUGGAACUCCCUGACAAUAACUCACAGAAUUCUUUGCAUGAGAAAGGAGCAUGUUGUGAUUCAGAUAAUAACAAACAAUUAGUAGAUGAGAAACAAAAGUGUAUUCAUGAUGAAUGUGAGUUGAAAACUUGCCAAAGUUCAGGUAAUGUUAUCUUGAACGAGCAGACUAAAGUACGUGGCUUGGAUGAAACUACACUUUCAGCAAUGAACGCAAGAGACUUAAAACUAACAUUGGGUGAAGAUGUUAGUUUUGAGCAGUUCUUGAGGAAAAGGGAUGAACCUGAAUCCAUUAGCUCAGACAUUAGUGAACAAGGCAGUAUUCAUUUGGAGCCUUUGACUCCAUCAGAGGUACUAGAGCAUGAAGCUACUGAAAUUCUUCAAAAAGGUAAUGUUGCACCUUCAUCAAAGAAAGCUGGACAACUCUCUGAACAAACAGACGAGACUUCUAAAGAAAGCAGUCCCGACAGAAUGGAAACAACUGUAAACAAUACAGACGAAAACGAAGCAAGCUGAAAUUACGUUAAUUUGGUUGUUUGUUAUAAAGAAUGGUAACAACACCUUGGACCAUUCCUGAUGAGUGUCCUCAUUGAUGCUACUUAUUAAAAAAAUUUUUUAAAGGGUUGGGACGAGGGAGGAGAGAAAGAGACACUAAAGGGAAAUUUUGCAUAUGAAGAUAGCAUGUAUGUGUAUGUACAACUGAAUUAACUAAAUUUACAAAGGGUAACAUUUAAAUAUAAUCUUCCUGCCUCUUGGAUGUGAUAUAUCUUAUUAGACUGACAUUAGAAAGGAGGAAUAAAUUCUAAUUUUUAUAGUUAACUAGUCCGAGAUCAGGUGAUUUGUUUGCCAAGAAAAUAUUUUUUUAAAUCCUUCAGUGUGAAUAUUAUUAAACAGUGGAAUUUAGUAUGAAUUCACUUCUGAUGCUGAAAUGGGGCACACUUGUAAUGAUGGUUAUUGGUCUGCUGAUAAUUGGGGUGAAGAUAAACUUUUGGAUUUGGUGUCACAUUCCUGUCUGUAAAAGCAUGUAAACAGAAUUAUAUGAAUCUAUGCACCUCUGUACAGGUGUAAUCCUGCCAGACUGUAAGCUUACCUUAAUAAACUUUCAGUGAAAGUGGAAUUAUUACAAGAAAAAUAUAUAUUUGUGGGGUUUUCAGUGUGCAGGCUGUGCAGAAAUACCGAAUACAAUUGUAUAAAGUAGAACAUACUGCUGAAAGUACUGUAGCUGUUAGGCUUUUACCAGUGUUUUAGUUCCUAGCUGUAGACCCAUAGGUAUGGUCUGUAAGUCACACCAAAGUACGGUUUAAUGUCAAAACUGUGUUAAGCAAAAAGAAGGAAAACCCCCCAAACUGGAAACACCAACUGGCAUGCAUUCUGCCAUUUUGCAGCUGCUACUGGCUAACUGUUAUAAAAAGGACACAAGGGCAUAUAAAGUAGAAUUGUACAGUUCAAUUUCAGGACUUUUUGUAGUCGAAAUUGUGUACAGAAAGAUGGCUGCUGAUUUUGGUUUGGUUUUUUGUUUGGGUUUUUUUUUUUUGGUCUAGUUAGCUAGAUAUAGGAAUGCAUAUGAUUAACAAUAGCUUGCUCUUAUGACUUCAUUGCUCCAUUUGAAACACUCAGAAUGUGCUUUUGACUUACAGUUUUGUUUCUAAUGAAUGUUAAGUGUUUUGAACAGCUGUUAAAGCGCUGCUGUAAAUUAUUCCUUUUUGAGUAAAUAUUUGCAACAAAA
This is a messenger RNA of Athene cunicularia (burrowing owl), 4352 nucleotides long. It is a transcript of the gene ZNF280D, whose product is annotated as zinc finger protein 280D. The record is from RefSeq and is a predicted model, not a curated record. The coding region runs from base 98 to 3142 and encodes 1014 amino acids. Gene Ontology annotation, molecular function: DNA-binding transcription factor activity, RNA polymerase II-specific; RNA polymerase II cis-regulatory region sequence-specific DNA binding. The transcript is spliced from 20 exons. NCBI's taxonomy places the organism in Eukaryota, Metazoa, Chordata, Aves, Strigiformes, Strigidae. Gene Ontology annotation, biological process: regulation of DNA-templated transcription.